AUUUUUUUAAUAAAUCAUCAAAAUUUAUUGUAAUUUAAAAUGUAAUAUGUAAAUAAUAUUUUUAUUAUUUAAAUAUCUUAAUAAUUUUAAAACACUCAAAUUCAAAAUUAAAAUAUUUAUAAAAGUUUUUGUUAUGAUUAUAUAAUUUAUUUGAUAUUAUAGAUAUUUCUUUUUCAUUUACAGAUUCUACAGCCUAUAAAAAGAAGAUGUAGGGUUUUUGCCUAAAAUACAUAAGAAAAAGUUUUGUUUUAUUUUUUUUGCAAUAGUUUUAAAAAUAAAGUUAAAGCAUGAUUGGUAAAAUUAAAUAAAAACUUGAUGUAGACUUUAAUUUUUAAAAGUAAAGCCACAACAUGAUUGGUAAAAUUUAGUGAUUUAAAAAUAAAUAAAGCUAAAGUAGGGAGAUAAAGUCUAACCAAUCACUCCCAUUGAUUUGUAAGUUUAUUGUUAGUGAAAAAUAUAAUUUUCUCUUACAACCUUAAACAUCUUUUUUUUAAUUCUUUUUUAUCAAUUUUUUUUCUUUUUGAUCAAUGUUCAGAAUUUUUUUUUUUUGUAUCAAGUUUCCAUGAAAAUGAAACAGGCGGGGUGAAUUAUGGGUUAGAUCCAGGACCCGGCAUGACGCAGGAGCUGACGUAAAUCUCACAUUUUGUUUCUUAAAAGUCUCCGGAAAAUUAAAUCAAAGUUCAUUAUUAUAGAAAAAUGUGACGAAAGAAGAAAUUGGUCCACGUCCCAAACCCUUUUUAUAGGAGAGUCUAAUGUUAUGGCAGAAGACUUCACAAUCUCUUUCUCUCUCUCUAAAGUCUAAACCAAACCCAAAAAAAUCUUUACAUCUCUAUCUUUUAACAAUCUUUCUCCUUUCGUUAAUCUCGUGAUCUUCUUUAUUCUAUUUAUGGACAUAGGAUGGUCUGGUCUCACUCUUGAUUCAUCUUCUCUCGAUCUCGUAAACCCUAAACGUUUCAAAAGUAAUAAUACUCAUCGCCGCUUCUCGACUCCGUUGACGAUGUCUACAACUGGAGAUGACGUUGACGAUAACAAGACCAACAUAUCCAACGCCGCCUCUGUCCGUGACCGUCAAGAUAAUGAUCUAUCGAGUGGAGUCGCCGGUGAAAACGAUCGUGCAGUUCCCGGCGAAGUUGAUUUUUUCUCCGACGAGAAAUCUAGGGUUUGUCGUGACAACGUAGAGGACGCUGGAUUUCGUGUUAAAAAGGAGGUACAAGAUGAUCGAACGGACGUAAAUACCGGUUUGAAUCUUCGAAUCAGGAGUGAUCAAUCAGUGACCGACGACGAAGAAUCUUACGAAAUGGAAAAUAAGCGUGCAAAAAAUGAGUCAAUUAAGUUACAAGAUGAGCUAAAGAAAGUGACCAUAGAGAACCAAAAGCUAAGAGAAUUGCUUACACAAGCGAGCAAUAGUUACACUUCACUUCAGAUUCAUAUUGUUUCAUUAAUGCAACAGCAGCAAAAACAACAGAACAAGGCAAUAGAGGCUACUGAAAAUCAUGACGAGACUAUAGUACCAAGGCAGUUCCUCGAUCUAGUCCCUUCCAGAGCACCUGGCGAGGCUGAGGUUGUGUCAAAUUCUUCAACGGAAGAUAGAACUCGUUCAGGCGGUUCUUCUGCGGCCGAGAGGCGUAAUAACGAGGUUAGGGACGGAAAGAGACUUGGACGUGAAGAAAGCCCCGAAACCGAGUCUAACAAACUUCAGAAAGUAAAUAAUAGUAGCCCAACCACGUUUGAUCAACCCGCAGAAGCUAUCAUGAGGAAAGCCCGUGUCUCUGUUCGUGCCAGCUCGGAAGCUCCUAUGAUAAGGGAUGGAUGUCAAUGGAGAAAGUAUGGCCAGAAGAUGGCAAAAGGAAAUCCUUUUCCACGGGCUUAUUACCGUUGUACGAUGGCCACUGGAUGCCCCGUUCGCAAACAAGUUCAACGUUCUGCGGAAGACAUAUCGAUCCUGAUAACGACCUACGAGGGAAACCACAACCAUCCAUUGCCGCCAGCAGCAGUGGCGAUGGCUUCCACAACCACGGCCGCGGCUAACAUGUUACUAUCCGGGUCAAUGUCUAGUCACGAUGGGAUGAUGAACCCUACCAAUUUACUAGCUAGGGCUGUUCUUCCUUGCUCAACUAACAUGGCCACAAUCUCAGCCUCCGCUCCGUUCCCUACCGUCACCUUAGACCUCACCCACUCACCUCCACCUCCUAAUGGUUCCAACUCCUCCCCUUCGACAGCGGCCGCUAACAACAACCACCACCACAACUCAUUGAUGUACCCGCCGCAGCAACAACAAAUGACGAAUAUACCCCCGGGUAUGUUACCUCAUGUAAUAGGUCAGGCAUUGUAUAACCAAUCCAAGUUCUCGGGGUUGCAGUUUUCCGGUGGUUCUCCAUCAGCUGCCCUUUCGCAGCCGCACGCUGUGGCUAAUUCAAUACCAGCACUCACCACUCAUCCGAAUUUCACGGCAGCUCUUGCAGCCGUUAUUACUUCUAUGAUCAAUGGUUCGAACCACCAUGACGGCGAAAGAAACAACAAAAAUCAUUAGAGAACUAUCACAUACAAUUUGUUUGUUUUUUAUAGUCUUCAUUUUUUUCAAACUGGAUUAAUAGGAAACAUAGUUUAUUUCAUAUUUCUUCUGAUUCGUAUCAAACUUCCAGUAAAUAUAUAAAAGACAAACACUUUAGUUUCAAAUAAUAUUAAUUCGC
Brassica napus (rape) is the source of this 2690-nucleotide messenger RNA. RefSeq names its product WRKY transcription factor 6-like. The record is from RefSeq and is a predicted model, not a curated record. The transcript has 6 exons. Gene Ontology annotation, biological process: regulation of DNA-templated transcription. Gene Ontology annotation, molecular function: DNA-binding transcription factor activity; sequence-specific DNA binding. NCBI's taxonomy places the organism in Eukaryota, Viridiplantae, Streptophyta, Magnoliopsida, Brassicales, Brassicaceae. Bases 887 to 2530 code for a protein of 547 amino acids.